This is a messenger RNA of Helicoverpa zea (corn earworm), 1700 nucleotides long. RefSeq lists its product as uncharacterized. Lineage: Eukaryota; Metazoa; Arthropoda; Insecta; Lepidoptera; Noctuidae. The transcript has 2 exons. The record is from RefSeq and is a predicted model, not a curated record. The coding region runs from base 192 to 1637 and encodes 481 amino acids.
UCAGAUAACUGUCAAAAAUAAGAAUCAAUAAAUGGCAAAAUAUUGUUCACAAUAAUAACAAAGUAAAGUAGAAAUUAGUUUGAUUAGUAAAUGUUUAAAAUAAUUCAGUUGUUCGAUGUAAUAAACUCAGUUAUCAUACUCAUACAGUACAAUACAAGUUAACUUGCCAUAGAAUCGCUUUGGGCGUCGAGAUGUCGCCUCCAAAGCAGCCCUGUAGUCUUUUUCAGUUGUGUGUUAAAAGUUCCAUUAGUCUUAUUAAUUCAGCUUGUUAUGUUAUUGAAAAGACGUAUCCUGAGAAUAAAUUCCACGAGUGUGAGAGGGAGGCGUUUGAUUUAAAAUGCCAAUUAAUGUUGAUGCUGCCAGCCAGGUUAUUCGAUGUCCUCUGUUCUGAAAGAACAUGCUGCCAGUAUCGCGGCGACCCUCGCAUUCAGCUGCAAGUCCUGACGCACCCCAACAUGACCGUCUUCCGCAAAUGCGACCUCGAUAACAGCAUACCCCAGCGGUUCUGGAUCGCCACACUCUCCACCUUCAGCCGCUUAGUCGUUCUCGAUCUCAAAUUCAUUUGCACCGACGAGAUACUCGAGGUCAUCGGUGAAAGUUGUCCCUUACUUGAAGAAAUCAAUAUUGUCUCUAGAGUAGACAUCUGCAAAUCCCUUUUUAAUGCUUCCGUUUUGAUUAGGAACGUCUCAGAUGCUGGGCUUUGUUUCGUUACGAAUUUAAAACAUUUAAGAAUCUUGGCAAUGGACCCUCCCAGAAAUGAACGCGCGAAUCGUAUCGGGCGUUGUGUCUCGCAAGCAGGUAUCACUCUGUUGGUCAACGAGCUUCCUUACCUGGAGGAGCUACGGAUCGAGUCCUGCGACAUCGGGUCUACGUUGAUCAGUAGUGUCUUGGAUAUAGGGCCUCUUAGUCUCAGAAAAAUGAAUUGUCAUUUCGCAUCUGCAGCGGGUAUUAGGAAAUUAAUUAAAAUAUGUCCAUUCUUACGGGAAUUGUCAGUAACACAUUUAUCAGAACAUAAUAAAGAUGCGAUUUUAGAACAGAUUUCAGUGAGUGACUUGAGAUUGAAUAGGCUGGAUCUUUCUUUCUUUUCGUACUCGGAUUCGAUGCAGCAGCUUCUAUCAGUGAAGGGCAGCUACCUCACACACUUCUCCCUGUGGGAGAUAGAUCACUCGUUAACCCUGGACGCGGUCAUCUCGCUCGGAAGGUGCUGCCCAAACUUGAAUACACUCUGUUUAAUGACUCAGUCGAAGUGUUUGGUCAUUCCCAGGUAUUUUCGGCGACCAAACAAAAUAUUCUCAGAACUCAGGAAUUUGACAAUAGGUAAUGAAAAUUUUUCUAUAGAUCAAAUGUUGACCUUUUUCGUAGAAUGUACAGAUAAUUUGCAAAAACUAGUUUUGAAAUAUCAGACUAAGACUAAUAUAGAUGACACAUUAUUGCAUUUAAUAGAAAAAGGACAUUUGAAGAAUAUUAGCUAUUUGUGGUUGGACUGCACUUUGGAAGUUUCAAAGAAUGUCGUAAAAAGAGUAAUACAAAUGUGUGAAAGACUUCAAAUGUUCACAGUUGACUUUUCAGAGGAGAUGACAGACAUUCACAAGUACAUAAACGAAAACAAUUUGGAUUUGAAGCUCGGUAGUUAUUAGAAAUUUGAUUCUAAUUGUAUUUAUUGUAAUUAAUUAGUAAUUCAAUACAUAUUAUUUUUACAG